AUGAAUGGUGAGGAUCUUAGGAUCCCCACUACCACCCUCGCGGGUAUAGCGAGUCUAACAGACUGUAAGUAUUCGUGCUCGAUUGAUGUGUUCGAUGUGUGGGUUGUGAAGAAUCAUCCGUCUUCCAUUGAAGUGUUACCUGAAAUGCCCUUGCCUUGCCCGUUGCCGCAAGCAUAUGGCAGUAGAUCGCUCUUGUUUCAUCCCCGUGUUGCUGAAGAGGCGAAGCGUUUAAUUUCUUCUGUAUGUGAGCCGGAACUUCUGGAUCAGCUGUUGAAAUGCUUGCACCAGACCACGGCAGAUCACAUAGAGCUAAAAGACCCUCAACCCCCUGGGGACUCGUUGUUGGAGUCAUGUCCAGAAAUACUCCGUGCCGCGUUGCAGCGUGGACUUUUCACCGCAACAUUGAGGAAUUCUGUGCGACAUGGAAAUCAAGAAAAUCAUGUGGUCGCGAAACCGAGGCCUCAUGUUCGACCGACUGCACAAGGAUCUGAGAACUCUGCUGGAACGUCCAAUUGCGUUUCUGGCCGAGCGCACAAGCCGGAUCAAAGUUUGUGCGAUACUCCGACGAAGGAGAUCCAUUCCAGUCAUAUGGGUGAUAUAAACGCUGUAUGCCAUGCCAAAGAUAAGCACCAGGGCAUGGUGAACAGUAUCCGUGAUAAUGGUCACCUCAGUUGUGGGGGUUUGACCCAUGAGGACACGGUGACGACGUGUGUUCAAAUGAAUAAAACUGAGCAGCAUUCCUCUUUGAAUUCGAGUAAAAUAACUGAAAACGCGCAAACAGAUUCUGGUUUCCUUGCCAAAGUGGAUUCGCAAGUUGCAUCCGGGAACUCAGCGCGCCUUGCCUUCGAUGAAGUGCUUUCGUCUACGGGCCCGGAAUGGCGUGGAGAUGUUCCGAAUUGGGAGAAAGGCGAGCCACGUGAUUGCGUGAACCAUUUGAAAUCCGAGGAGUCUGAGUCUCUGGGACGUAGUGAUAUGAAUUUGCCAAAGCACGUCGUGGAACCUGUUGCUGCAGUUAUCAAUGGGCCGAGAAAUCAUAUGCAUCUUGACGACAUCAAGCUCAUGGGAACGCCUGUCGUCCAGCUGAGUCGCCUUGGUUUGACGGACCAAAUGUACUUGCCGAAUGCGACGAAAUGCUCCGAACCGGACCUCAAACCGCUGGUGGAACAGCAGUCUGAUUCCGAUGAGGAUUCCAAGAAGCACAAAAUAUUUCGUGCGAAGGGCAAAGAACGCGAAGAAUCGAAGCGUAAAGAGCGAGAAAGUGUAAAACGGAAGCGGGAUGCAUCGGAAGAACCUUGGACAGACAUCGACAAGUCAACAAGACGUAAAGUGGAAGAAGUAAUUCCAGUGGAGCUGACACCGAAGAAACCGAAGGUGCGGCGGGUUGAGCUUAAACUUGUACCCGUGUUGGACCGUUUGAAUGUGGAAGAAGUUCAAGAAAAUAACACCUACCAACGCCUUAGCAAACUUAUGGAUCAAGCUUUCGAAGCAGUUGAUGAUAUGGAUUUGACUCCUGACAAUGGUGAUAAAGAAGUAGAAGAAAAUGAUGACGACGAAGACAGCGUCCCUGCCGAGUUGCUGUUGUCGGAGUACCUGUUGAAUCAAUUGCGCGAGGAAUCCGGCCGAUUGAAGGAUAGAGGUGCUAUGGACUUGGUUCCUACCGACAAGCUUGUUCGUCUGAUUCAGCUCAUGUUGAAGAACAUCCGUCCCGCGGUUUCUUUGAACCCAUUGAUCGAUCCUGAGGAUGAAGACGAAGGUGGACGUCUGUGGAUGGGAAUCGCGAUGGAGCGUAUAGUGCGUUCUGUCAACGCUUCGUUGGUGGUUCUUAAUAUCAUCACGUCGAAAAAUAUGCCGAAGCGUGUUUAUAUGGAUGACGUGAUCGACAAAAUAGUGUCGUUGACCAAGUAUCAACUGCAGGUCACCAUUUUCCCAUCCUAUGACCCAGUCUAUCGCACUGCUCCUAAAAAUAAGAAAGGUGACCUUUCGUCUGCACUACUUGACUGA
Molecule: messenger RNA, 2001 nt
Organism: Notodromas monacha
Lineage: Eukaryota; Metazoa; Arthropoda; Ostracoda; Podocopida; Cyprididae
Source: the annotation of a GenBank genome assembly